AUGAGCUCGUCCUCCAACGUGCCGGUCGAACAGCCGUGCUCGAUACCGGGGAUGCGCCGGUGGCUCAUUUGGAGGACUGUCUUCGAGGUCGACAACAAGUAUGAGCCAAUCAAAGCUAUAGGCAAGGGCGCGUACGGCGUGGUGUGCAGCGCGCGCGACAGCGUCACGGGGGAGAAGGUGGCCAUCAAGAAGAUCUCGAACGCGUUCGAGAACAUCACCGACGCGACGCGCACGCUGCGCGAGAUCCAGCUUCUGCGGCAGCUGCGGCACGAGAACAUCAUCCGCGUGAAGGACGUCCUCCGGCCGCCCAGCCGCGACGUGCUGGAGGACGUGUACGUGGUGUACGAGCUCAUGGACACGGACCUGCACCAGAUCAUCCGGUCGCCGCAGCCGCUCACGGACGACCACUACCAGUACUUCCUCUGGCAGAUCCUGCGCGGCCUCAAGUACGUCCACUCGGGCAACAUCCUCCACCGGGACCUCAAGCCCAGCAACCUGCUGCUCAACGCCACCUGCGACCUCAAGCUGUGCGACUUCGGCCUCGCGCGCACGGGCGGCACCGCGAGCCAGUUCAUGACCGAGUACGUCGUCACGCGCUGGUACCGCGCCCCCGAGCUCCUCCUCAGCCAGGAGCGCUACGGGCCCGCCAUCGACGUCUGGUCCGUCGGGUGCAUCCUCGGCGAGCUCCUCGGCCGCCGCCCGAUGUUCCCGGGGAAGGACUACAUCGAGCAGCUCAAGCUCAUCAUCUCCCGCCUCGGGUCCCCCUCGGAGGACGACCUCAGCUACAUCACGUCGUCGCGCGCCCGCGAGUACAUCCAGCGGCUGCCCAAGGCGCCGCCGCCGAACUUCGCGGAGCUCCUGCCCGGCGCCAGCGAGCAGGCGCUCGACCUCCUCGGCAAGAUGCUGCAGUUCGACCCCCGGAAGCGCAUCACCGUCGAGGAGGCGCUGCGGCACCCGUACCUCGAGCAGCUGCACGACGAGCAGUUCGAGCCGGACGCGCCCGCGAAGAUCCAGUUCGACUUCAACGAGGAGGACGUGACCGAGAGCAACAUCCGGGACUACGUCUGGCGCGAGAUCGACCUCUACGCCGCCAUGAACGCCGGCGAGAGCACGCCCAGCGCCGGGGCCGCGCCGUCGUAG
Messenger RNA from Pedinophyceae sp. YPF-701, 1140 nucleotides. The record is from the annotation of a GenBank genome assembly. NCBI's taxonomy places the organism in Eukaryota, Viridiplantae, Chlorophyta, Pedinophyceae.